Molecule: messenger RNA, 757 nt
Organism: Aspergillus heteromorphus CBS 117.55
Lineage: Eukaryota; Fungi; Ascomycota; Eurotiomycetes; Eurotiales; Aspergillaceae
Exons: 1
Coding region: 92-688 (198 amino acids)
Source: RefSeq, a predicted model, not a curated record
CGUCGUGUGCCCUUAUAUCGCGGUAAGUUCCACGGGCCCAUUUGAAACAUCACCUUAUUAUCCUGCUGACCAUGUCUAGGUUAAAACAAACAUGGCAAGAGGGUACGUCUUUGCCCCCACCGUGGACAGCAGGAAUAUCAGGGUCCAGCUCCUGGCGGAUAGCAGAGACGGCCAGAUCCAGGGUCUGUACAGCGACGUCUCGACGCCCCCCAAUCGCUACCUCCGUGAUAUCGGCGUGCUGCUCUCCCCUCCUCCUCGCACACACGGCGCCUCACGUAGACAUUCAUCGCAGACUUGUACGGUCUCUGCUGCGGCAAUCACAAAUCCCUUGCCCGGGGCCUCCUCGUGGGGACACUUCUGUACCCAGGCGACGCUGGAGUCAGCCACCAGCUUCACGGUCUUUUCCUGGCCGGGACGCUGCUUUGGAGUGAUGAUCAACUAUGAUGAUGGCCGACAGGACUACAUCGGUCGCUGGCACGCUAAUACAGCCAGACAGGAAACUUUCAGUCUGAGCGCUGGAUCGGCUAUCCGUUUUGGUUUCCGGGGCAGAUCCAGAUUCGUAAGCUUUGUUGAGCCGGCGGAUCACGACGAGGCCGAUUACGAUCUUGAUAGAGUGGUGGAGGCCCGCUAUGGUGUAAGUUGUCGUCUUCCUUGGCUUGGUCAGGUGUUUAAAUGUCUCAGGAAAUGAUUGUUUGGUGGUUUUCGAAGUCGGAUGAUGAGGUUGAGGUGGGAGAGUAGGGCUAUGGAGGGUGCAUCU